Molecule: messenger RNA, 970 nt
Organism: Conger conger (European conger)
Lineage: Eukaryota; Metazoa; Chordata; Actinopteri; Anguilliformes; Congridae
Gene: tnpo2b
Product: transportin 2b
Exons: 9
Coding region: 1-801 (266 amino acids)
Biological process (GO): protein import into nucleus
Cellular component (GO): cytoplasm; nucleus
Molecular function (GO): nuclear import signal receptor activity; protein binding
Source: RefSeq, a predicted model, not a curated record
AUGUACAGCCAGCACCCGGAGCAGUAUGAGGCCCCUGAUAAGGACUUCAUGAUCGUGGCCCUGGACCUGCUGAGCGGCCUGGCCGAGGGCCUGGGGGGCCACGUGGACCAGCUGGUGGCCCGCAGCAACAUCAUGACCCUGCUCUUCCAGUGCAUGCAGGACACGAUGCCUGAGGUGAGGCAGAGCUCGUUUGCACUUCUGGGAGACCUGACCAAGGCCUGCUUCCCUCACGUCAAGCCCUGCAUCGCGGAGUUCAUGCCGAUUCUGGGCACCAACCUGAACCCCGAGUUCAUCUCUGUGUGCAAUAACGCCACCUGGGCCAUCGGGGAGAUCUGCAUGCAGAUGGGUGCGGAGAUGCAGCCCUACGUGGGGUUGGUGUUGAAUAACCUGGUGGAGAUCAUCAACCGACCCAACACGCCCAAGACCCUGCUGGAGAACACGGCCAUCACGAUUGGACGCCUGGGCUACGUGUGUCCCCAGGAGGUGGCUCCCAUGCUGCAGCAGUUCAUCCGGCCCUGGUGCACCUCAUUGCGGAACAUCAGAGACAACGAGGAGAAAGACUCGGCCUUCCGCGGGAUCUGCAUGAUGAUUGGUGUUAACCCUGGGGGCGUGGUCCAGGACUUCAUCUUCUUCUGCGAUGCCGUGGCCUCCUGGGUCAGCCCGAAGGACGAUCUGAGAGACAUGUUCUAUAAGAUCCUCCACGGCUUCAAGGACCAGGUGGGCGAGGAGAACUGGCAGCAGUUUUCGGAGCAGUUCCCGCCCCUGCUGAAGGAGAGGCUGUCAGCCUGCUAUGGAGUGUAGGCCCGCCCCCCGCCAACAGACGCUUGUGUCAGGAUUCUGGACGGGAAGGUUAUCGGGGGAAACUCAUCCAGCUCUGUGUUUUGCACUGCCCUGGUCAGGGGGGGGGGAAGAAGGGACCCUUUAGACCUGCUUCUCCAGACUGACCCCACACCCUGUGUGUCUCUGUGGG